Messenger RNA from Darwinula stevensoni, 1645 nucleotides. NCBI's taxonomy places the organism in Eukaryota, Metazoa, Arthropoda, Ostracoda, Podocopida, Darwinulidae. The record is from the annotation of a GenBank genome assembly.
UUCCUGGAAACAAUCCUACUUUUAUUGAUCCAGUGUUGAAACAUUCAAGAAUUUUGCAAAUUUCCUUCAUGUUCAUGUUUUAUUACAUUGUUAAUCAUUUAUACUCCAGUAGCACAUAACAUCAAAUCAAUGUUGAUUCAAUAUUAUGUAAUACUAGGGUAUAUUUAUAUAUCAAGUGGGCAUUUGUGCGAACAUUGCAGGUAUGGGCAUUUUCUGUGGACACUUCGUAUAUUCGAUCGGGAAUAUGGAAUUCGAGAUUCCAUCCAUUCGAGAUUCUGUCCACUUACCUUUAUAAGAUCUGGUCCUGAGUGUUCAAAAUAAGUAAUUAUGCCUGUAGUAGAUUCAUACAUGCUCCUGCCCUUGUACCUUGUAUAAUGUUCCCAAAGUCUGAAAGCAGCCUCUUUACUCCAGUCAAACUAGCAGAACCAACAUGAGAUCUACAAAGGCUUUGGGACUAGUUUUGUUCUCAGUUGCCUUCCAUGAAGUUCUUCUGCACUCUAGAACCAGUUGAGAUAUUUAGAUAUGCUCAUGAGAGAUAGCUUGACUCUUUUAUUUGCUUUAUGGGCAUGUAUAGAGCUGUGCACCCAACACUACUGAGAAGAGAAGCAUAGGCCAGUAUCAGAGUAUUUUUGAAUUUUUAAUUCUUGAAUUAGGGGAGUUUAUGAACAAUUUCAAGUCAACAUUCCCACAUUUCUGGUAUUUCCCAGUUUUUCCCCAAUAGAAUGAAAAAUAUGGCUUUUGUUUUGCAAAUUGAACCCUGGGUGAAGGUUUAUUCCUUGACUAAGAUCACAUCUCUACAUUAACCUAGUCACUUCAUUCAAGAAGAAACAGUUUUGGUUGGAAUAAUGCCCUAGUAGAAGAUGAAUCAGUAUUUCAAGCAAAUCCUCUAUAGAUAUAACAAAUAUUAGGUGCUUUGUGCUUUAUGAUUAUAGCAUUUUUUAUAGCCCAAUGCAUCUUAUUGUGGUUUCUAUGUCUCAAAAAGCCAAGAAUGAAGUCAGUGUGGUGAACCAUUUAUCUUUAAACUCAGUUUUUUUCAUGUAUUUCCAUAUUGCAUCAUUGAUAGGAUUUGCAGAGAAGUCAGUCUAUCAUGGAAGGAGAGACAGGUGAGAAUGAAAGCAGUAGCACAACAGAACAGAAAAUUCAAGUGCAUGCAGAGGACAAUGAGGCUAUUGAUGCCAAAGAGGUGAAAAUGGACAUCAAACCAGAUGAAGAGAAAACAUCCAAGAAGAAAAAGAAGCCAAAGAGAGUACUCCAUUUCCGAGAUGGCACCAUGGAGGAAUUCAGUAGUAGUGAUGAGGAGAAGGAGGAGGGGCAGUCACAGGCAUCACAGAAACAACUUGCAGAUCUUAAGAAACUGUCCUGGAUGCCUUGGGCAUGGGAGGUGACUCUCCUUGCAGGGUAUAAAGCUUUGGCUGUGUGUGAUUACCUGGGCGAGACCUUUGCCUCCUUCUUAGGCAUAACCAUGCCUAAAUAUCAGUUUGAAAUUGAUGAGUACAACCGGCUCCAAGAGGAGGCAAAGGAACAUGAAUUGACAAAUGCUGGAUGGGAAAGUGGCAAACAGAAUAAAUUCAUCCUUGACUCAAUGGAAGGAGGAAAGGAACGUGUUGAAGUUCAUCCAGACUCAACCAAAUGGCAAAGAUUCUGA